Molecule: messenger RNA, 2480 nt
Organism: Musca domestica (house fly)
Lineage: Eukaryota; Metazoa; Arthropoda; Insecta; Diptera; Muscidae
Exons: 3
Coding region: 218-679 (153 amino acids)
Source: RefSeq, a predicted model, not a curated record
UUUUAAACACAUUUAUACUUGAUAAAAAUUCGUCAACAUGUUUGAAAUAACAAGAAACUUUUUACGCGACAACUUUUAUUUAGGUUAGCCCAAUACGAAUUUAAGUAUUAAAUAUUCCAUAUGGCAGCUGUUGUAAUAGAGAAACAAAGAAGAAAAGAAAAUAGACAAAAAGGAAAGAAAAUAGCAUCUUGCAACGAAAAAGAACAAAUUAUCAAAAAUGUCUUCAAUCAGAAGAGUUUUUAACAAAGACUGGACAAAUGAAAGUUGGGCCAAAGGGUGGUUGAAAUCAAUACGAGAAGCACCUGUGACACAACAAUCAACAACAAAAACCUCGUGGUGUUUUGCUUGCAAUUUAUCAUUGGAAUCGCAUAAAAAAGACCUGCGGAAACAUUCCGAAACUAAACGCCACAAAAACAACAUGGCAAUAAUACACACUUAUCCAUCGCUUUCCGACUGUGGUGUUGUGCCUAUUUCCAAUACGUCAAAAAUAUUAGACAUUAAACUGGCAGUGUUCGUAGCCAAGCAUACAGCUAUUGCAUCUAUUGACCAUUUAAGUGAACUGCUGAAAACUGCAGCAACACAUUCUAAUCCCUUCGAAAAUAUUAAACUACACCGAACGAAAUGUAGCGCAAUUAUAAAAUCUGUUGUUGGCCCAACAAUUAUAGAGGAGCUUGUGUAAGAUAUAGGAAACUCUAGAUAUUCCCUGAUUGUCGACGAGUCAACAGAUGUUUCACAAAUGAAAUGGUUUUGUAUAUGCAUACGCUAUUUUAGCGAAAAGAAAGGUAAAAUUGUUAAUGACUUUGUUGGAAUAUUUAUAGUAGAAGAAGCAAAUGGUGAAAAUCUCUAUAAGAGUUUUAAAGACUACAUAAAAAACAUAGGUUUGAAAAUGUCAAACAUGUUGGCAAUUGGAACGGAUGGUGGAUGCAAUUUAUGUAGCAAGAAUAAAUCAUUAUUUGCGCAUUUAAGAAAAGAUAUACCCAAACUUAUCCUAAUAAAGUGUACGUGUUACUCCCUCCAUCUAUGUUGUUCGAAAGCGUCCAAAGUAAUUCUUAGUACUGCGGAAUUUAUUGUUAAAGAGCUUUAUGGAUAUUUUAGCAAAAGUUCUUUGAGGAACGUAGUAUACAUGCGGGCAUUUGAAUUAAUAAAUACAGGCAAUGACAGCAUCAGAUACCGAAAACUUGUACAACUGUCAAAUACUCGGUGGCUAGCUUAUGCAGGUGCAGUCAGACGUAUCCUAGAACAGUGGAUUGAAUUAAAUAUUACUUUUCAGUCACUAGUACUAAAGAAAAAGACCAUAUGGCUAAAAUGCUACAUCAGGAAAUGAAUGAUGACAAAAAUAGACUCUUUUUAAUAUUUAUUAAUCCGAUUAUUAACGAAAUGAAUCAAUUGAAUUUGGAUUUUCAUUCUGAUUCUGUUGAUUCUGGAAGUUUAUAUGACAAAAUGUAUCAAACUCUUAUUUCGACUUGCGCUAAGGUUUUUACACCAGCAGCUAUGAACUGCUUAAAAAAUGUGGAAGAUAUAAGCGAUGAUAUAAUUAUUGAAGAAACUAUGUUACUUCCGACAAGUGCAGUAGAUUUUGGUUCCGAAUUCGAAAGUGAAUUAAUAAAUAGUAAAUUGGAAAUUGUCGAAAAAACAAUGUUAAAAGAAACCUGUUUUCAGUAUUUUAUUAAUUUAAUAAAGGAAAUGAAAAAACGUUUUCCUACAAAUAUGAAAAUCUUUAAGCAAUUCCAGCAGUUUACUAUUAGCCAAUGCGCAACUUCAGUAAGACAUUUAAAGUUUGCUAAUAUAAAAGAUGUAUUGCAAAAUUUUAUGGAUAAAGAAAUUCCAAUAUAUGUUUAUGAGUCGCAGUGGAAUAAACUCCCCUUUACCGAUUGGAACGCUUAAGUAUACAGUUUUCAGGACGCGUCUGGCACAUAUCAUUAUAAGGAAUUGGCACAAGCAGUUCUAAAUAUGCUUAGCAUCCCAACAAGCAAUGCAUGCAUCGAACGCGUAUUUUCAAUUAUGUCAUUGACAAAAACAAAACUUCGCAGCAGAAUACAAUACGAACUAUUAGAAUCUUUACUAAGAGUAAAUAUAUACUUUAACAUAAAUGACAAUUGCUGUCAGUCUUUUACGCAUUCAAAAGAAAUGUUAAAUAAAUUUAAUUCCAAAUGUAUGUAUAGUAUUUCACAAACCAAGGAUAAUGAUAAUGAAUCAGAAGUUUAUGAACUAAUGAAUUUUUAAAAUACAUAUCUAUUACUUUAUUGUAACUUGUUUUCAAAAAAACUAAAUUUUUAAUAUGUUUUGUUCAUAUAUUUUAUAUAUAUAAAACAAUCUUUUCUUUCGAAACUGAAAACUGAUCUCCAUUUAAAUUUAAUUUGACUUUUUGUUAUUUUUUAUUUAAUAAGUUAUUUACAUGAAUAUGUUUUUAUGUUUGAAUUGUUAUGUUUCUUAUGUUUGAAUUGUUUUUAAUAAAUAAAUUGCAUUGUAUUUAAGGGCAA